AGUCUCUCUCUCUCUCUCUCUCCACUCGUUCCAUUACUUUUCUUCUUGUCUCUCUCCAGAACGCCAUGGAAGCAGCUGGAUAUUUUAAUGACUGGGAAAUGCUCCAGAACCCCGAUGCGAAUCUCGUUACCGCACCCGAUUCGUCUGAAAGUUGGAGCGAUUUUGAUAGAGCCAAAACUGACUCUGGUGGUGUGAUUAGGUCGGAUUACUUCGCUAUCGAUUCUGAGAAGGUCGUGGAGGGUGAUGGGGAAGUGGGGUUUAUCGAAUCGGGUGAUCGGAGCUCUGUCGAUUCUUGUCUGAAUCAUGGGCAGGGAGAUGAUGCGGAAAAGCAAGUGGGUUUUGACGGAAUCGAGAUUCCGCGUGGGAAUUUGGGAGGUUUGGGAUCGAAUUCUGGCAGCGACAGGUUGGAUGCUGAGGAAUUCGGGGACUUCGAGGGAAAAAGCGAUUUGGGUUGCGAAGAUGAUGCAAAAAAGGCGGUGGGUUCUGGAGGAAUUGAGCUUCCGAGUGGGAAAUUGAGUGAUUUUUUGUUGGAUUCGGGUGGUGAUGGGUCGGUUGCCCAGAAAUUCGAGGGUUUUGAUGGGGGAAAUGUGUUGGGCUUUGAGGAUGAUGUGAAAGAGGAAGUGGGUUUUGAAGGAAUUGGAGAAACUGAAGGUGUCGAGGUUGAGCCAAAGAAUUUCAGAGAGUUUUGGUCCGAUAUGAGUAGCGAUGAUGGCAUGGUUUUCGAGAGUAGUGGCUUUGAUGAAAAAAUCGAGAUGGGUUAUGAAGAAGAUGCGAAAGGUGAGGUGGGUUUCGAAGGAAUCACAACGGAGCAUAAGAAUCCCAAUGAGUUUUUGAUGGGUUCCGGUGGUGAUGAGCUGAUUGCUGGUGAAUCAGGGGGUGUUGAGGGUGAAGGUGAGUUGAGUGAUGUUCAAUCUCCGAAGAGGGGAGAUGGGUCGCAGUCCCGUGGGAUCAAGGAGGCAGAGGGAGCAGUUAUGUCUGAUUCUGUUGAGUUUGUUGAGAGAGAUGGAGAUGAAUCUCCAUUAGGGGUGGACGAUGCUGCUGCUGGUGAGGUGAAAUCGGGUGAGGGAGCAAAGAAGGUGGUGGUUUGGUGGAAGCUGCCUUUGGAGCUUCUGAAAUUCUGUGUCUUCAGGGUUAGUCCUGUUUGGUCCAUCUCGAUAGCUGCAGCUGUGAUGGGGAUUAUUAUUCUGCGGAGGAGAUUGUAUAGGAUGAAACUAAAGAGCCAAAGCAUUCCUCUGAAUCUUAAUGACGAGAAGAAGGUGUCUGAGGUCAUGGUACGUGUGGCCCGUUUCAACGAGGCAAUUUCGGUCGUGAGGCGCAUACCUGUAGUGCGAUCUUCGUUGCCGGCGGCCGGGGGAGUGAUCCCGUGGCCUGUGGUGAGCUUGAGAUGAGUAGGUAUGACAGAGACGUGUUUAACUAAAAUGAGGUCAGUAGAGAAACAUAUCUAUCACACUUUCAUUUUAUAUCUCAAUAUUUACUCUCUUGGGGUAGCCUUCGUUUUCAUUUUACUUACGUAUGAAGUUGAAUUAAAUAACUUGAAAGUUCUCAGGGACAUAUAUUUAUGUUUUGGAUAUUUUCUUACGUGGGCCGGAAGUGACACGUCUGUACCCAUGUAUUAAAAUGUUUUGAAGAGAGUUUUGUAUAAAUUUUUAUUUUAAUUCAUCAAAAAAGCAUAAGUUGUGUAAA
Messenger RNA from Magnolia sinica, 1683 nucleotides. RefSeq lists its product as uncharacterized. The coding region runs from base 66 to 1388 and encodes 440 amino acids. The transcript has 2 exons. The record is from RefSeq and is a predicted model, not a curated record. NCBI's taxonomy places the organism in Eukaryota, Viridiplantae, Streptophyta, Magnoliopsida, Magnoliales, Magnoliaceae.